This is a messenger RNA of Nezara viridula (southern green stink bug), 1506 nucleotides long. NCBI's taxonomy places the organism in Eukaryota, Metazoa, Arthropoda, Insecta, Hemiptera, Pentatomidae. The record is from the annotation of a GenBank genome assembly.
AUGAUGAGCGUCGCCCUGGUAUUGGUCACUGCGCUCCUAGUUCUACUCUUGGGCCUGAUGGCCAAAUCGUGGAGCAGGCGUUCCAAUCUGCCUGGACCUCUAUCGAUUCCAUUCUUUGGGGUGGCCGUUUACAUGUGGCGAUUAAAAACAACAGAUAUUAUAGAUUUAAUAAAAGGAUGGUACACAGCAUAUGGAGAAAUAUUUGAAAUUGAAAUACUUGGUACAUCAUAUGUAAUAGUUUCAGAACCAGAAUUGGUGGAGCCAGUACUAACCAAUUCUAUAAAUAUUACUAAGGGUUAUAUCGAGUAUUCAUUCUUCAGGCCUAUGUUUGACGAUGGACUUAUAGUUUCUGAUGGUGACAAGUGGCGAUCGCGGAGGAAAUUACUAACCCCAAGUUUUCACAUUAAGAUUCUGGAAUCAUCAUUACAAAGUAUAAGCCAAAAUGCAGAGGCUCAUGUUUCUAUUUUACUUGCCUAUGAUGGGAAACCGGUUAAAGUAGAUGACAUUAUUUUAAUAACGACUCUUAAAAUACUGUGUGAAACAGCAAUGGGUGUUCAACUGAAUACUAAAGACGAGAAGCAGAAUGAAUACAUAAAAGCUACGAAAAUUUGUCUCGAUGGAGUAGUGGAAAGAUAUCUUCGGAUAUGGCAUUAUCCUGAAUUCAUUUUUCGUCUUUGUAGAGCUGGUAAACUUUUUUUUAAAAAUGUCGAAAUUACUCACAAUUUUGAUAAGCAGGUUAUUGAACAAAGAAAAGCAUUAUUCCAAGCUGAAAAAAAUGGAUCACAGAACAAUGGCCACAAAAAAAAUGAUCGAAGAAAAGCAUUCUUGGAUUUAUUACUGGAGUUAGAAGACUCCCAUCCAGGUUUGUUCACAGAAUCUGAUAUGAUGGAAGAAGUAGACACUUUCAUGAUAGCGGGUCAUCAUACAACUGCAUCAGCUAUGACGUUUGCAUACUUUUUACUAGCCAACCAUCCAGAUGUUCAGGAAAAGGUAUAUGAUGAACAAAUAGGAAUAUUUGGAAAUGACAAAAGAAUACCAACCAUCCAAGAUCUCAACAAAAUGGUUUACUUGGAGAUGGUGAUCAAGGAAACUUUGAGGUUAUAUCCAAUUAUACCACUUUAUUCACGAUUACUGAAUGAAGAUCUGCAAAUAGAUGAAAAUAGAGUCAUCAAAGCUGGUAAAACUGUAGUGGUGUUUACUUACGGAGUUCAUCGUUCAAAAAAACAUUGGAAAAAUCCAGAUGCGUUUAUUCCUGAAAGAUUCGCUCCAGGAACUAAUAGACAUUCAUUUUCUUACAUACCAUUUUCAGCUGGACCAAGAAAUUGCAUAGGACAUAAAUAUGCAAUGAUGGUAUUGAAGACAUUGCUUUCAACGGUAGUGAGGAACUGCUGGCUAGAGCCGGUCACGACUUCAAUAGUUUUGGAAUUUGGCAUUACACUGAAACCUUGUGGGGGUUUGUUGGUCAAAGUUCUUCCCAGGGACAAUACUAAAGCUUCCCAUUCUUAA